AUGGCUGCCCUUCGCGCUACGCGCCUCAUCACCACCCCACGGGCGCGUUUCCAGAUCAUCCCCAACAUUGCCGCUCGCCCGCAACAAAGACAGCUCACAUCGACCGCCGUACGGAGCGCCGGCGACCACGCACACGAAGACCAUUAUGAUCCUCCAGGCGGCUGGCUAUUUGGCGUGAAGCCAGGGGAGAAGUACGAGAACGAGGGAUGGGAGAACGUGUGGUUCUAUGGCUUCUUCGGCAGCUUGCUUUUCGGCGUGGUCGGCUACUGCUACAAGCCUGACACAAGCAUACAAACAUGGGCACUCGAAGAGGCACGGAGACGACUCGAAGCCGAGGGCAUUUUGGAGGACCCGGAGAAGAAGAGGUAG
Molecule: messenger RNA, 369 nt
Organism: Zasmidium cellare ATCC 36951
Lineage: Eukaryota; Fungi; Ascomycota; Dothideomycetes; Mycosphaerellales; Mycosphaerellaceae
Exons: 2
Coding region: 1-369 (122 amino acids)
Source: RefSeq, a predicted model, not a curated record